Pararge aegeria (speckled wood butterfly) is the source of this 8509-nucleotide messenger RNA. RefSeq lists its product as uncharacterized. Gene Ontology annotation, molecular function: GTPase activator activity. NCBI's taxonomy places the organism in Eukaryota, Metazoa, Arthropoda, Insecta, Lepidoptera, Nymphalidae. Gene Ontology annotation, biological process: signal transduction. The record is from RefSeq and is a predicted model, not a curated record. The transcript is spliced from 11 exons. The coding region runs from base 288 to 1574 and encodes 428 amino acids.
CAGUACUUUUGGUAUUUUUCGAAGUAGGUAUACCUCUCGUAUACCUACAUUGUUCUUUUGAUCGAGCGAUUUGAUUUUUGAAUCGAAAGUGUAAUAAAAAUAACAAAAAUGGAGGUGGAUUUAAAACAUGUCUUCAAAUUCCUUUCAUUUUAAAUGAAUUUGUUUGUGAAACGGCAUUGUCUGGUGUAUUGUUUGUGAUGUUAAGAAUUCAGAAAAUGCUUGUAAUCAAGUGGACACACUAAACGCAUUCAUCGUUCUAGCCCGAAAGAUUUACUUCUCCAAAUAAGAUGAGCAACUGGGCGAGGCGUAUGCACCGGCGAGCAGCUACAUUGAGCAAUGUAGUCACAUCGUGUGGGCAUCCAAAUUCCUUACCAUAUCCGCGGAGAAUAGAAAAAGUAAAGUUUGGAGUUCCACUAGACGAAGUGUGUAAGGAUGACAUACCGGGACCUUUGCUUGUGCUGAUUUUAAAGCUUAAUAAAGAGGCACCGCUGCGCCGUGAUGUUUUCCGGGCCCCCGGACACCAAGGGGCCAUGAAGAAGUUGAUACACUUCUUACAAACUGGCCGGCUAGUUAAUGUAGAUAAUUAUUCGGUUUACACUAUUGCUAGUGUGCUCAAAAAGUUUCUAAGGAAAAUACCUGGGGGUGUGUUUGGAAGAGAUGGUGAAAUGGAGCUGUUUGCUGUUGUGGAGCUCCCAGCUGAACAGCAAGUUGAUGCUAUCAGAAGGCUACUGAUGGCGUUGCCAGUGUGUACGCAGAAGCUACUGGUGCUGCUCUUCGGCACGUUUCGCGUGAUGGCUUCCAACGCUGAGAAGGCUGGGACUGGCAUGACAUCAGAGGCCCUAGGCGUGUCGGUAGCGCCGUCGUUCUUCCACUCGUGCGUGUCCGACGGCAAGACCGCCACAAUGGAGGAUGUACAGAGAUUCAAGGCUGAAGUAUCUGUGGCGACUCGCAUAAUGCGGCAACUCAUCGAGCAAUUCAGCGCGGGGGAUCUGUUCGGCCGGAAGAACUACGAGUACUACGCGCGUGUGACCGGACGGAUAUUACGGGUGAGGGACGAGUGGAUCUGCUCGUUCCGGGACCCGCCCCCUCCGCGGCACCAUCGCGACCAGGAGGCUUAUGCUAGGCAGUUAUCAUUGGAGGCGGAAAAAACAUGGCUUCAGUGUGAAUGCGACCGUUGGGGCAACAAGUUCAAUCUAGAAGGGUUGUCAAAAUCAGAGGAGUGUCAGUCAAUGCCAACAUUAAUGAGUGCUGUAGUAGGAACGGGGGCGGGCGCAGGACUCGGUAUCAUCCCUGAACAUAGUCUGCUGGAUUCCUGCACGCGUCUCUCAAUUUCACUUGAGGAGAGCAUUUUCAAGGUGUCCGUCAGUUCAUCAUCACAAUCGUCGCGUAGCAACUCCAGUCCGCACAUGACUCUGGAGGAGCUUCGGGCAAUCAACAAGUACGCGGAGAGUACCAAAAGUCUCUCCUAUCUGCCACAGGCGGGUCGCGUCGUCGCUCUAGGCGCGCGCGCGUGUGCCGCGCCCUCACGCACCCCGACACUGAGGUCCCGCUCGCUCUCCAGCCUCGUCAAGUGACCGCUUGACCUUGACCACCGCACCAGCCGUGCCCGCGGCAGACGCACCGCACACGCAAUCCCAACUGGUGACCAUACUGCACUGUCACAUGACACACAAGUACGUCAUCAUCAAGUGUCCGUAUUGUACAGUUAUGCAAAAACGUUCCAAAGAAACAAGUCACGCAAAAGAGUGUCAACGUGUCAUCUCGACCUUUGUUAAAACAGUGUAUUAUUUCAGUCAGAAAAUAGUCCUCAAUUUAUAUAUUUACCUUACACACUUUGGAAUAAUUGUGGAUUGGAACGUUCUUGCAUAACUACGUUAUAUUAAGCUGCAUAUUUAUAUCGAGCAUCUGCAACUGAUUCAAUUAGCGAUUCAUUUGAGUGUGCCCAGAUGAGCGGAGUGCGUUCGUGGUUGCGAGGGAUGUCACGAACGAUGAACCAAUUUGGGAUGCGAGGUUGUUGGCUAACUGAUAUAAAUUAAGUUCCUCUUAUUUGGGGAAAAAUUAUAUUAAUUGUACACCAAGCAGGGCUUGUAAUCCGGUUUCGGUAACGUAGAAAGUUUUCGGAAUCAUUUUAUUAACCUCCGUUAACAGAUUCUUAUCGGUGUAUAGAAGUUAUUAGAAGAAGUUUUUAAAUAGCGGCAUAAACCGAUAGCUUACACAAAAGGGUGGACCUAAGUCAUCCGAUUUUGGAUCAAAGAAUAUAGGAAAACUGAAGAAUAUUGAAGCAUUUUCUUGUACCUACGGAUUAUACAGUUGCAGAUGUUUGUGAUCGAAUAUAAAAUUGAUACGCAGCUUUAAAUCCCUGUCAUUCUGUCUUACUUAUAACUUUUCAUGCAGCCCAAUGUUAAAAUUUACAUUCGUUUUCAUGUCAAUGUUUAUAACCGAUUUGUUUUUAUUCAGACUUAGGUUAGGACCGAAUUUUUUAAGUUUCUAGUUGCAAACGAAAACUAAAAAUCAAGAAGUCACAACGAUUAAAUAAUAUUUUUUACUGUAAAACACAAUUUUGUUAGCAUUAUUUAAAUUUGGUCCUAAACUAUGUAACAAGUAUGUAACAUUAAUCAAUAUAACAACAUUGGGCAAAACACUAUUGUUUAAAAAAAAAAUCAUAGUCACUUUGAAUCAACUUUGAAUCUUUCGGUAUAGAAAUCAAAACUAGCGCUCUCUGAAAUUGUAAAUGUGCUUAGUUUCUAGCUAUUAGUCUAGAUGUGUUACUACGAAUUGCCAGUAAAUAUGAUAAUAUAAACAACAAUUAAUAAUGCGGUUAGGCAAUUCUUAUACGUCUAUUAUAGUAGGAGUUUAAUAAAUAAAUAAGUGUUUAAGCCACAAUUGCGCAUGACUCAGUACAGUGCAAGUGGCUGUGCAGAUACAUGAUUCGAUGGAUUCAUUGUAAAUCGCACAUGCGGGAAUGUAGUAAUCAAAACAAUUUGAGAGCCAAUUUCAGACCUGUUAAGUAAGAUUUUGAAGUUCUGUCUCCUUUUUGUCGAUAUAUAAGGUUUAUAUCCGAUUCAAUCAAUGAUUCAUUAAGUUUCAUUCUAUUUUAUUGAAAUCUGUUUAAUAGUAAUCUAAAUUACCAUGUCUCAAAAUGGUUAUACAGUGUGUAAAGGACGGCACUACUUUUAGACCUGUUAAAUUAGUUACGAGUUUUAUGUACAAGAGAAUCGGCACCUGUCCCCGUUCAUCUUAGGGCUUUUUAAAGACUGCCCACAGCCCUUUCAUCAGUAUAGCUCUUCUGACUUUACAUGUGCAAGUGCGAACUUCCAGCGUACUUCAGAGGUAUUUAUAAAGAAUAACGAGACAACUGUACUAAAUUGACAUUGUAAAUUACAAAAUAAAUAUAUAAUAUAAUCAAAUUUAUGACAUAGUUAAGCGCGUAAUAUCAAUUUCUAGAAAGACGUUUAUGUUCACUAUCACAAUUUAUCUUCACUAUAAAUAUAAUCGGUGCCAUUAAACAUUAUGUCAAAAUUAUAUUAUGUCCCUGAAUUUCGUAAGUUAUUUUUGUAAGAAUUUAAAUCUGGACAAUUGAUAUAAAACAUUCCUGUUUAUAUUUUAUCUAGUUAGUUUUUAUGUAAUUGAAGGUAUUUUUAAAAGAUAACGAGUUGAUAAGAAUUAUAUGAAGUGUGCUAAAAUAAUAAAUAAAAAAAAUAUUAUUUACAUAUUAUGUGUUAUGAGUAUACAGUUAAUCAACUUCUUUGUAUACUCAUUGAGAGUAUCGUUGCCAAAAUAACAUCGAGGCGACCUAACGCAAAAGUUGCGAGCAGGGUGGCACUCCGUACUCCUCCGUACUGCACCCAUUCGUUGCCUUGUCGAGUGGCUAGGUUGACUCACUACACAUAUGGUAUUUAUAUAAAACGCUGCAUUUCUGACUACCUCAUACAUUCAAAUCUAGAUUUUUCUUCUUCAUCGUGUUGAAUGUCAAUAAUAGAGACGGAAACACUUUAGCAACCUACUUAUCAAACACCACGCAUAUGUGCCUGCCUAAUGGACAGAAAUAGAGAGUAAAUAUUUUUCAAUGUAGUGCUUGUUACAAAGUUGACAAACAAUUUGUGAACAAAGUUAUUUAUUUAAACAAAUUGAAAUUAUAUCGAAUACAAUUUUAUGGAUCUUUACAAUAAAAUUACUUAGUAUAGCAAUAAUGACGAAACACCAAAUGUCCGAAAUUAAAGGGCAGUCGAGUAUUCAUGAGUUUGCGUUAAGCCCUGAUACAUCGUCUAAAACUUAUUACAUAAAACUGUUUGUAAACGGCAUUUUGUUUUAUAAUUUGGCCACAUACCUACGAAAGACUGAAAAUGUUAUAGAAAAAAAAAACAAUAUUCUCUGAACAUAUACGAAUUUAAUUUUAUGGUAAUGUAAUUUGUGAUGCCUGUUUAAUAUAACGAUAUGCAAUUUGUUGUCUAUUAAAUUAUAGUACAAAUUUCCUUACGCCUAUCUUUAGGUGCCACCUACACGCUCGAAAAUGUUGCGUUGUUGUUACUUGGCGAUAGGAUGUUCAAUUAUACUAGAUUUUUUUUGAGUAAUAAUUGUCCAGCAAGAUCUCCCCCUGUCAGUUAGUUGUAGCAAAAAAGAGAGAACUUUGUUAAUUUGGAUUCAUGCUUAUCGUGUUAACGUUUCAAUAAAAGAUUUGCUCGUUAACCCUGUAUCGUUAAAGUAAAAUGGACCUGAUGUCUCUGGUUUUAGAGUCGCAAGUCCUGUAGUUUUUUGUUUCAACAAAAGUUUUGUCAAAAACCUGAACUUAAGGAUUCAGCUUUAAUCAAAUGCAGAUGAAAUCCAUUUUACUCCGAAUUUAUAAAAGUAUUGUGGUGGAUUUACAAUGGUUUUUUUUGUUGGGGAAUAUUGUCAAAAGAUAAUAUUAUAAAUUUAACUUAAAAGUAGUACAGCAUGUAUGCCUCAGCAAGAAAACUUAAUCCGUGGCAAGCGAUUGUCCAACUUUUACCUGAGUUUGCUUAAUAUCCUUUAAAUAACAAGUGACGUCGUAAUGCCCGUCUAGAAUUGAGCAAUUUUAGUUGCCCGUAUAACUAACUACACCUGUAUAUACUUCCAUUGCUUCCAAUAACUUAAUGCAUAUUCUUGUCGUGUAGGUGGCAUUUAAUGAUUAUACUAUUUCUAUUAGCUAUGCUUAAACAUAAACCGUGUCAAGUUUCUAAUAUAAUUUAUAGGUGCUAGGUUGAUUGUGAAAUCUCUUGUAAUAAAAAAAUUACACAUAUAGUUAUUAAAUAUCACUUUAACUAUCGAUACAUUUAUCUGAUGUAAACUAUUAUAAAUAAUGUAAUAUUUUAUUAUUAGCUUUAUUAAAAUGUAAUUUUGUUAAUCAACUUUUAGAGUUAGUGUUCUUAUAAUGUCUGGGGGUUAAUAGUACCGAAGUUUGACAGCGACUUUGUGAUAAUCGCAAUGCAUCCUUCUACAUUUAUUUAUAGCUGUCGGAUGAUGUCUGUGAAUCAUACUGGCAGGCUAGGUAUAUUUUGUGUAAAUAUAAAUUACAUAUUAUUCACAAACCCUGUUGCACGUUUUGGGACAAUUUGUUUUAGUAUUUAUAGUCAAAUAUAUUUUAAGACUGGCGGUUUUAUAAAUAAAAACUGCAUGCUCGCUCUGCGUUUAAUUUUUGAUAUUACUGUCAAUAAUUGUAACACAUCAGCACAUCAUCUGAAGGUGUUGGUGUCGAGUCGUAGUUUGUUGUUUGCCCAAAAACAACCAACAUAUGAUGUGACGUGACGCCUCCACACCAAUUCUUGAAACGGUGUGCUGAUUAAAUACACACAAUGUUAUCUGUCCCUCAAUCAGAAAUUGCACUACGCAGCACUAUUGCAGUGUACACCAUUGCACAACAUUCCACUAGUAACUUUGUCGAUUACUAGUCGAAUGUUGACACGUCGCGUCGGGAUGGGUGUUGCGUACGCGUAUUUACCACAGUUUUAAAACUAAAGUGUUGCAGGUUUUAUUUGUAAGGUCGCUAGAGUUAAAGCUCGCCGCUUGGAGGUUAUAAUUUAGUUGUUAGUCUGACUAGGUUAUUUAUAAAUAUAUAAUCAAGCUAGCGUACACUUAGACAAGGCAGUACAUUAAAUGCCGUAACGUUCUACUGAGAAAUAUUUUAUAAUUAACGCGCAUGGAAACUUGUCGCUUUCUUGUAGUUCCUUGAAAGUAGUUAACAGUUAGCAGGGCUAUUGUAACGAAUUCUUUACUUCUGUUGCAACAGCACAUGUUUCCAUAGCGCAAUUUUACCUGUCUUUCACAGGUUUUAAAUUUAAAUUACUUUAUUCCUUAACCGACUUGGCAUAGAUCAUAGAACGAAAUCUCCUAGCCUGCUCCUGUAUGGGCGGUACCAAUGCGUAGACUUUUGAGAGGAUAACCUAUAACGACCUGUUUUUCGUUUGGUUUGAACUCCUUAGAAAUGCAUUUUAUGAUAAAAAUUUCGACAUAUUCAUCAGAGGCUAUAACGCCACAAAUUGUGGCUAAGUAUCUGUUAGGAUAAGAAAUUUAUUCAGUUCAUUAGGGCCUGGUUUCGGUACGCUUUACAGUAGGGAGUGAGGGGAGUCUGGAGUAGAACUUAAAUGUUUUAUCUCUCUCGCUCUUUUUCAUUUAAAAUAAAGGCGAUAAACAGGUAAACCGUCUUGUACGAUCAGUCUUGGCUAUGUGUACGUCAGUUAUGUUACGCGGGAACGUGUAAUGCCGGGGGCACACUUGUGCCAAGCGUGUUUAUUCAAAUCAAACAAACACUAAAAUGUUGUCCGAUAGUCGAUGCCUGGAUUUAGUUUGCCAUGGACAACGUCGUUACUGUAUCUAGGGUAGCACACAUCUGCAACCUUAACAUACUAGGGACUUCACUGGCAAAUACGAGUCACGAUGUCUAAAGUUACUAGAACAUCAUCCACAGGUUAAGGGAACUGUGAAUUAAUCUUAGUCCAACCAUUCCACCAAUCCUAACACCUUUGGAUAUGCGUUCCAUGGAUGAGUUCUAGAGCUCGAGUUAUAAAAGGGUUUUUGGAUUCAGCCCACCCACUCCUGACACUGUAUCAUUUAGCCCGGUUGGUGAAUGCGUUAUAUUAAUUUAAAAAGUUGGUUUGAACACGCAUAGCUUGAGGUGACAGUGGCACGUAGUAAAUUCAAGGCUCAUUUUCACUGAUCGAUAGAUCCCGAAUUCGUACGCGACGAAAAUGUGCCUUAAGGGACGCUGCAAUUUUAUCACGUGAUCACUCAACAUUCUGAUAGGUAUAUUCCUGCACUUUUCCAAGUGGGCCAAACCCAUUACUGUACAUUUGAGUACAAUUUAAUUAUGCGGAAUUUCAAUUUGCUAUACUUUAAUUUAGUCACGCGUAAGCUCAAUUUAUUUAUGAAUUCCUUGUGGUUGUGGUGUAGCAGCUACGCGUUAGGCUUUUGCUGGCCAUAUUUUAGGGUAAUCUAAUCAUUCUUAUUAGCAUUUUUGCACUUCAUGAAGUAUAACUACUUAAGCUACGUCGCGAGGCAAAUUGCGUAUAUUUAAAGGAAUAUUUAUUAUGAGGUGGGGAUUGAUCUGUGUAACAUUAAGUGUUAUAAAACCAGCUUGAGCAAUUAUGAGUUGAUUCCUUGGCGAAUCUGUAGCCUUAGUACAAGAUUUGUUCGUUCUGCAAUCGAGGAGUCGUUUUAGCAUAUCAAACUCCGUAUCGUCAAAGUAAAAUGGAACUAAUGUGACUCUUUUUAGAUUCGCAAAUCCCGUACUUCUAAUUUUCUUUUACAAACAUUUAAUCAAAAGCCCGAGCUUAAGAAUUGCAGACGGAUUUAAGCUUUACAGCUUAAUGCAAAUAAGAUCCAUUUUACUCCGAUUUUCAAGUAUUACUAUACUCAGAUACGACUCCUCGAUUGCGAGCGAGCAAAUCUUUUACUAAAGCUAAUGGUGCUUUUACUUGACGUUUCUCUUUAAAGCUGACCAUGGCUGAGAAAGCCGGCCGGAAAGUACACUACGAUUACCGCAGAAGGCUCAUAAGCGUACAGACACGCACACCUCUUUUUCUUUCUUUCGAUAUCUUAAGAUCGGUAUCUUUAAAUUUUUGAGUAGUCCUUUGCAAUAGAACGAUUUAAGGCUCAAGGUCAAUCCUCUCUUACUCCCUUUAAGCUUAUCGUACAUUACGAGAGCCGCAGCCAACGCAUUUUUCUUCGAACUUAGAAUUUACUAUACGGCUCGGCUCGGGUGUAAUAUGCGAACGGCAUUGUAGUUAGUAAAAGUUAUCUUGGACAUUUGUAAUCCGAGUUCCUGUGUUCAUUGGUUAGCUAUAGGAUUUGGAUAGUUUAAUUGGUUAGUAAUGUAUAGAAUAAUAGUUAAUUUGUAUUUUAUUAUAAACGUUUGUUUUUUUUUUCCUAUAAAAUUUAAUUAAAUAAUAUGCGCACGUCGAAUAUGAAAAUAACAAGUUAAGGUCUUAUUAAUUCCAGAACUAAUUAGAAUUAAUUCAACGGUCAACAAGAUGGCUCAUUAAAUUAGCUUUUUUUU